UCCAGUCUUCCACUACUGUACUAUCUGCUAACCUCACGCGCUUCAACUCUGUUUCUAUCUGUACAGAAACUAUUUUUUCCCGGCAAAAUCUAACAAUUCAGAUUAUCAGUUAGCUAAUUAGGGUUUUAUUUUAGGGUUUGAUUAAGAAAAAAAUGUCUCAAACGGGAAAAUUGAUGCCGAAUCUAGAUCAGCAAACCACUAAGAUGCUUAAUCUCACAGUUCUUCAAAGAGUUGAUCCUUUUAUUGAACAGAUUUUGAUUACUGCUGCUCAUGUUACUUUUUACGAGUUUAAUAUCGAUAGUAAUCAAUGGAGUCGAAAGGAUGUUGAAGGAUCCUUAUUCGUUGUCAAGAGGAAUACUCAGCCUCGGUUUCAGUUCAUUGUAAUGAAUCGGCGAAAUACAGAAAACCUGGUAGAGAAUUUAUUGGGAGAUUUCGAGUACGAAGUUCAAAUUCCAUAUUUAUUAUAUCGAAAUGCAGCCCAAGAAGUUAAUGGUAUUUGGUUUUAUAAUUCUCGCGAAUGUGAAGAAGUUGCCAAUCUCUUUUCUAGGAUAAUUAAUGCAUACUCAAAGGUUCCCCCAAAAUCUAAGGUAUCCUCGAGCAAAAGUGAAUUUGAGGAGCUCGAAGCAGUUCCAAGCAUGUCGGUGAUUGAAGGCCCCUUAGAGCCUCCAUCAACUGCAUCUGUUGCCACUGAUGGUCGUGAAGAUUCUUCAUUUGAGGGUUUCUUUACAGCGGCUACAAAUCUUGGAAGUAGUGCGUCUAAUAUAGCAAAUUCAAGACAACCCUAUCAUUCUUCAGCCGCGGUCCCAUUAUCCUCCCAUACUCCUAAUGUUGUCCCCCCUCCUUUACAAAUUCCACAAAUACCAUCCCUUCCUCUUUCCUCUUUGCCUACUUCAGUAGCCAUCCAUGAAAUUCCUGAUCCCAUCAGUAGCGUCAAUCGGGUUACUAAUCUAGUGAAGCCUUCUUCCUUUUUUACUCCGCCAACAUCUUCGUCUCCCUUGAUGACUCCACCUAUCUCAUCUUCUCUGCCUACUGCACCGUCACUUCAUCCUCCUGUAAACCUGCAACGCCCAUAUGGUACUCCAAUGCUUCAACCCUUUCCACCUCCCACCCCACCGCCCUCUCUUACUCCUACUUCUCCUACCACUGUGCCCGUUAUUGACAGAGACAAAGUUCGUGAUGCACUCGUUUCACUUGUUCAGGAUGAUAGUUUUAUAGACAUGUUCUAUCAAACACUGCUGAAGGCGCAUCAUUCUUGAGGUGAUGAAGAGGCAUUAGGUUUUUUCCUUUGGAGAUGUGAGCAAAGUGCAAAAUGUUUGUAAUGAGUUUGGUGUACAGCUCUAGUCCAUAAAAUAAUGGUAAAGUAACUCUUCAUAGUAAGCUUGUUAAUAUUUGUCCAAAAAGUUACCAGGUUUAGAAGAAUUUACUCUGUGGGUUGAUUCUGUAUCGUGGUCUCUCCCGUGUCAAUGGAAUGUUGUAAUACUAGGAUUAUAAGUCUUAGAUUUUCAGGAUGUCAUCCCAGUUUUAUGAGGUUCCACAAAAGUGAAAAGGCUGAGUUUAAAUCUUUGUUAGCAAGGCUUGACGAAGAAUGUGUUAGAGAUCAUGUUUUUACUUCCCUUCUUUUUCUUUAUGGAUUUGUGUUUUUAUAA
This is a messenger RNA of Mercurialis annua (annual mercury), 1646 nucleotides long. Its product is annotated as mRNA-decapping enzyme-like protein. Gene Ontology annotation, molecular function: mRNA binding; enzyme activator activity. Lineage: Eukaryota; Viridiplantae; Streptophyta; Magnoliopsida; Malpighiales; Euphorbiaceae. The coding region runs from base 153 to 1256 and encodes 367 amino acids. The transcript is spliced from 8 exons. Gene Ontology annotation, biological process: deadenylation-dependent decapping of nuclear-transcribed mRNA; positive regulation of catalytic activity; deadenylation-independent decapping of nuclear-transcribed mRNA. The record is from RefSeq and is a predicted model, not a curated record. Gene Ontology annotation, cellular component: P-body.